AAUUGAAUUUUAACACAUGCGCUCGCUCAUGCUCAAGUCACGUGAAUGACGUGAUACAAGUAUGGCAAACAUCGUAAAGCUUGUUAGUAGGCUGCCAAAGGCAUAUACAGUGCCCCUCUCUUCCUCUCUAAGAUGGUACACAGUGCCUACUUCUGCUGCUAGUCGAAAGCAUAUCAGGUGUGAAAUCAAGAACAAUGUCGCUGUUGUGAAACUUGACCAAGCAGAUUCAAAGGUUAACACUCUCUCAAAGGAACUAUCUGAUGAACUAGUUCAAACUUUAAAUGAAAUCAUAGAUAAUCCUGAGGCCAAAGCAGCUGUCAUCAUAUCGGCAAAGCCAGGGAGCUUUAUAGCCGGAGCUGAUAUUGGGAUGCUUGACUCAGCAAAAUCAGACAAAGAAUUGCAAGAAAUCUCAAAAAACGGACAGUCUAUGAUCCAGAAAAUGGAAGAUAACAAAAAACCUGUGGUGGCUGCCAUUAAUGGACAGUGUCUUGGAGGAGGGCUAGAAGUUGCCAUGGGUUGUCAUUAUCGCAUAGCAACAAAGCACCCAAAAACCUUCGUUGGACAGCCUGAGGUUAUGCUUGGUCUUUUACCAGGAGCUGGUGGAACACAAAGACUACCCAGACUAGUUGGCUUACCGGAUUCCCUCGAUAUGAUGUUAACGGGCAAAAACGUCAGAGCUGACAAAGCAAAGAAACUCGGACUUAUUGAUCUUCUGGUAGACCCACUCGGCCCUGGUGUGGCGAGCCCUGAAGAAAGGACCAUGCAGUAUUUGGAGGAAGUUGCCAUCAACACUGCAAAUGCAUUGGCCAAUGGGACCAUGUCCCUUCCCUCGAGAGAGAGGAGCUGGACUAGCAUGAAAGGACUAAUGUACAAUCUUACUACUCACCAGAAACACGUCCGUAACUAUGUCUUCAAGCAAGCAAGGACUAAAGUGCUCAAACUGACCAACGGGCUUUACCCAGCACCGAUGAAGAUAAUGGAGUGUGUUCGAGUCGGUCUCGAGAAAGGUCUUGCCGAGGGAUACGAGGCUGAGUCCAUUGGUUUCAGAGAGUUGGGGAUGGGGAGCCAGUCAAAGGCACUCAAGAGUUUGUUCUUUGGACAGACCAAGUGUAAGAAAAACCGGUUCGGGGCCCCCUCAAAACCAAUUAAUAACGUCGCCGUCCUGGGGGCUGGGCUCAUGGGAGCCGGUAUAGUACAGGUUAGUCUACAAAAAGGUUACAAUGUUAUCCUAAAGGAUAAAGACGAAGAGGGUCUAUCAAGAGGCUAUCAACAGAUAUACAAAGGGAUUAAUGGUAGGGUUCGCAAAAGGGCCAUGACUAAAUUUGAGCGAGACAGGACCAUGUCAAACCUGUCUACACAACUGGACUAUCAGGGUUUCAAUAGGGCGGACAUUGUGAUAGAAGCUGUGUUUGAGGACCUAGGUUUAAAGCACAGGGUCAUCAAGGAAGUGGAAGAAGUUGUUCCCCCUCACUGUGUCUUUGCCUCUAACACCUCAGCUCUCCCAAUAGCAGACAUUGCUAAGGGAAGCAAGAGACCGGAAUUGGUUGUUGGUAUGCAUUAUUUCUCUCCUGUUGAUAAGAUGCCACUUCUUGAGAUUAUUACAACAGACAAGACAACCAAAGAAGCUUCCGCUAUUGCUGUUGAUGUUGGUUUAAAACAAGGUAAAACUGUCAUUGUUGUAAAAGAUGGUCCUGGAUUUUACACCACAAGAUGUCUUGCUCCUAUGCUAGCUGAGGCCAUUAGACUAUUACAGGAAGGUCUUGGCCCGGCUAAUUUGGAUAAAUAUUCAAAAGAUUAUGGUUUUCCCGUUGGUCUUGCUACACUAGCAGACGAAGUGGGGCUGGACGUUGCUAUGCACGUUGCUAAGGACCUCAGCUCAAAAUUUGGUACCAGGUUUGGAGGCUCUGAUAUAGGAGUGCUUGAAGAUUUAGUCGGUCGUGGAUUUUUAGGUCGUAAGUCCGGUAAAGGUUGCUACGUUUACACUGAUAAAAAGAACAGAAGUGUCAAUACUGAAGCCGAGGAAUUACUACAGAAAUAUCAAAUAUCAUUGGCUGGCAGUCAUGAGGUGGAGGAGGUUCAAUUGAGACUGAUCUCAAGGUUUGUCAAUGAGGCUAUAUACUGCCUCCAGGAAGGGAUACUCAGUGAUCCGGUUGAUGGGGACAUUGGAGCUGUCUUUGGGUUAGGAUUCCCGCCAUUCAGAGGAGGUCCUUUUAGGUUUACCGACUCAUUUGGUGCUCAGAACCUGCUUGACAAGAUAAACCAGUUCAGGGAAGUGUACGGGGAGCACUUUGAGCCUGCCCCACUUCUGGUUGACUAUGCUAAAGAUCCUAGCAAAAAGUUUUAUCCCAAAUAAAGCAUUGUGUGGAACUAUUAACUGUCAUUAAAAUAAUAAUAGCAUAAAUUAUUAAGAGUAUAAUAGUAACAAUUAUUUUGUGAUUCAUUUCAUCAAUCAGUGUGACAUUUAACUUGAUAAAAAUAAAAAUUAA
Messenger RNA from Amphimedon queenslandica, 2486 nucleotides. Its product is annotated as trifunctional enzyme subunit alpha, mitochondrial-like. The record is from RefSeq and is a predicted model, not a curated record. Gene Ontology annotation, cellular component: mitochondrial fatty acid beta-oxidation multienzyme complex; mitochondrion. The coding region runs from base 62 to 2353 and encodes 763 amino acids. NCBI's taxonomy places the organism in Eukaryota, Metazoa, Porifera, Demospongiae, Haplosclerida, Niphatidae. Gene Ontology annotation, biological process: fatty acid beta-oxidation. The transcript has 21 exons. Gene Ontology annotation, molecular function: NAD+ binding; long-chain (3S)-3-hydroxyacyl-CoA dehydrogenase (NAD+) activity; enoyl-CoA hydratase activity.